AUUUUUGAAUCGCAUCCUCAACCUGAGGCACACUUUUAUCCAGAACAUUCACAACAACUUCUGGCGACCAAGUACUCUAGACUUUAAUUCGGCAAAGACACCUCGGAACAAUGCAAUAAUGUCACCGUUUCCUUCUCCGAGGCCAUGUCGAAUCAGCCAUUCACUUUCCCUCCUCCACCUCCGCCUCCACCAAAACCCACAGUAGACCCGACACAACAGCGGAACAACGAUUUCACAGGUGGGAGAGGAGGUUACAGAGGAUGGCGUGGUGAUUCAUUCCGAGGACAAGGGCACAACCGUGGUGGCGGUCGGGGAAAUCACCGAGGCGGAGGCGGAGGGCGCAACCACACCCAACAUUACGGCCAAAACACCUCUAGUCGUCCAUACAACAAUAACAACUAUUCACAACCUACUCACUCAUAUCCCCCCCAGAAGCGCACUCAUAACACAGCGUUCACACCCGCUCCGAACGCUCGCCCUCGACCCCUCGCGCCUCCUCCCGUCCCCAGUUUUAACGCUACAAUCCCCCACCUCCUUCCCAAUAAACCCAUCCUAACACCACCAGACCACACGCCAACUCCAACCAAAAGCACACAACCCACCAAACCACCAGCAAAGAAGAACCUCCUUGGCCUGACCCCUUCCCUCCCUGGCGACUCCUCAUCUUCAGAAGACGAAGACGAAGAACACCAUCUCUCCACGACCGUCAACUCCACCUCCCAGGGACAAGGCUAUUCAUUCACCCAUAACGGAAGAGUCGCAACCCUACGAACGGCAGCCGACAUACAAGCAUGGAUAGCCGAACGAAGGAAGAAUUUCCCCACGGCAGCCAAAGCAGAAGCAGCAAAGAAAGAACGAGAAGAAAAGAAGAAGAAAUGGCUGGAAGAGAAAGAGGAACAACGUCGGCAACGAGAGGCGAAGAAGGUUGAGAGACAACGAAAGUAUGAAGAAGAGAAACAAGCGAGACAGUCAGCGAGACAAGCAGCCGUGGCUGAAAAACAGGGUGCACCAAAUGGAGCAGGAUCUAAGGAAGGAGGAGGUACAUCAAACGCAGGUCCUAAAAACGAGGUGGUGGAUUCACCUGCUGAAAAACUGCGGCGAAGGGCUGAAAAGGCAGAACGAGCGUUGAAAAGGGCUGAGGAGGCAUUGAGGCAGGUUAGAUUGAAACAGGCACAAGCACAAGCACAAGCCCAGGCCGAAGCGAAUGGGAUGGACGGGGUCACUGUGUCAUCUCAAUCAGCUAUUCCAGAUACGGCCAUCGACCCAGACGCAACUUCAUCGUCCGGCUCAUCAGACAGUGACACCGGCACAGACUCAGACUCGGAAAUCGAAGGCCAUCUCGAUAUAUCCUCCUUCAUUGGAUCACAUCCAGACUCCGACUCCGACUUGGAAUCAAAUCCAGGCGAUAAUGACAACGACGACGACAACGAGGCACCCCCUGAAACCAUCAGCACCAAAGAUCCCAGUCUUCUUAGCCACACCAACCCCCUCUCUUCCGAUGCCGACGCCGACGCCACAAAAGCCCUCACCCGAAACAGUCGACCAUGCAAAAACCUUGUUCAACGCGGUCGAUGUCAUUUUGGAUCGAGUUGUCGAUAUUCGCACGACUUGGAUCAAGUGAAAAGGAAUGAGGAAGUGUCACGGACUCGUGGGCGUGGUGGGAAGACUAUAAAGGGGAAAUCGGGUGUGGCGACGAAACCAGAGCGGAGGAAGGGUUUGUUUCAGGUCAUGGUGGAUAAAGAGGAGGAGGAGAGACGGAAGAAUAUCAUUGAUGCGAUUUUCCUGUUGCGGGAGAAGGGGAUGUUGGAUGAGCCGGAGCAGAAGACUGAGCCGGACUCCGUGGCUGGGUCAAUUGGACAGCAGCCUGUGGAGGUGUCAAACUCGAAUUAAAUUAAUAUCACUAUCCUCGCACAUACCAACGCCAUGCCUGCUAUAUUCUAUCCUUCAUAAAC
This is a messenger RNA of Exophiala mesophila, 1952 nucleotides long. RefSeq lists its product as uncharacterized. Gene Ontology annotation, molecular function: metal ion binding; RNA binding. Gene Ontology annotation, biological process: box C/D snoRNP assembly. Bases 145 to 1890 code for a protein of 581 amino acids. The transcript has a single exon. Gene Ontology annotation, cellular component: nucleus. NCBI's taxonomy places the organism in Eukaryota, Fungi, Ascomycota, Eurotiomycetes, Chaetothyriales, Herpotrichiellaceae. The record is from RefSeq and is a predicted model, not a curated record.